This is a messenger RNA of Helianthus annuus (common sunflower), 768 nucleotides long. Its product is annotated as V-type proton ATPase subunit D. The transcript has a single exon. The record is from RefSeq and is a predicted model, not a curated record. The coding region runs from base 1 to 768 and encodes 255 amino acids. Gene Ontology annotation, cellular component: vacuolar membrane; proton-transporting V-type ATPase complex. NCBI's taxonomy places the organism in Eukaryota, Viridiplantae, Streptophyta, Magnoliopsida, Asterales, Asteraceae. Gene Ontology annotation, molecular function: proton-transporting ATPase activity, rotational mechanism.
AUGGCGGGCCAAAGCCAGCGUUUGAACGUUGUUCCAACCGUUACAAUGCUUGCAGUUGUGAAGAAUCGUCUCACCGGUGCAACAAGAGGUCAUGCUCUUUUAAAAAAGAAAAGUGAUGCACUAACCGUACAAUUCCGCCAAAUCCUCAAGAAAAUUGUCUCCACUAAAGAAUCAAUGGGGACAGUUAUGAAAUCUUCUGCAUUUGCCUUAACAGAAGCCAAGUAUGUUGCAGGCGAAAACAUAAAACAUAUUGUGCUGGAGAAUGUCCAAAGUGCAUCUGUUAGAGUCCGGUCACGCCAAGAGAAUGUUGCAGGCGUUAAGCUCCCGAAGUUUGAGUAUUUCACGGAAGGUGAGAUGACAAAGAGUGAUCUGACCGGGCUAGCGAGAGGAGGGAUGCAAGUGCAGGGUUGUCGUGUUGCUUAUGUGAAAGCUAUUGAGGUUCUUGUUGAUCUUGCGUCUCUCCAAACAUCGUUUCUGACCCUUGAUGGUGCGAUCAAGACCACGAAUCGUAGGGUCAACGCGUUGGAGAAUGUUGUGAAGCCAAGGUUGGAGAACACCGUGGUUUAUAUUAAAGGCGAGUUGGAUGAGCUGGAGAGGGAGGAUUUCUUUAGAUUGAAGAAGGUACAAGGGUAUAAAAAGAGAGAGAUUGAUCAAAAGCAAAAGGAAUCUGCUAAAAAGUUGAACUUUAUCAAUGAUGUUUCUCCAAAGAAAAAAUCACCUAAUUUGUUAUCUGGUGCUCAAAAGAAAGAUGAAGACAUAAUAUUUUAA